GCUGCGCUCGCCUCUUUCCCUCACAUCCAGACCGCAGACAUGGCUCCAUAAGGUUGCACACGGCGGCUAUCAGCCAUGAACCAAAUAACAACUCACAAAAAACUACAGAUGCAAAUCCGGUUUGAUUGAUUUUCGACCGAUCAACUUCUACAUCCGCCGCAAUAUUCCUUAAGUUCGGAUCUCAGCAUUCGGGAGAGACUGCUCGCUCGCAACACUCUCCGUUUCCUCCAGACACUUUAACGUUCAUACUAAACCCAAAAUAACAGACAUCACACUUUCGGACAGCAGUUAUGGGUGUGCAGGGUUUCCAGGAAUACAUCGAGAAGCAUUGCCCCAACGCCGUGGUGCCGGUGGAGCUCCAGAAGCUCGCCCGCGGAAGUCUGGUCGGCGGCGGCCGGCAGAGACCCCCUCAGACCCCGCUUCGGUUGCUGGUGGACGCCGAGAACUGCUUGCACAGGCUCUACGGCGGCUUCUACACCGAUUGGGUAAGCGGAGGCCAGUGGAACCACAUGCUCGGGUACCUAGCCGCACUUGCCAAAGCCUGCUUCCACGGCAACAUCGAGCUACUGGUGUGCUUCCAUGGCGCCCUGGAGAAAGGCCGUCUCCACGAGUGGGUCAAGCGACAGGUGAACGAGACGCAGACCGCCCAGCAGAUCGUCAGCCACGUCCAGAACAAGGGCACCCCGCCGCCCAAGGUCUGGUUCCUGCCUCCGGUGUGCAUGGCCCAUUGCAUCCGCUUGGCGCUCCUCAGGUUCCACAUCGGGGUUGUCCAGACAAUCGAGGACCAUCACCAGGAAGUAAUUGCCUUAUUUAGAGAAAAUGGGUUCCAUGGCUUGGUCGCCUAUGAUUCUGACUAUGCCUUGUGCAACAUCCCAUGCUACUUCAGUGCCCAUGCUCUUAAACUGAGCCGCAAUGGCAAGAGCCUCACCACCAGCCAAUACCUGAUGCAUGAAGUUGCCAAGCAGCUUAAUCUCAAUCCAAAUCGUUUUGUCAUUUUUGCUUCACUUUUAGGUAAUCACAUACUGCCUGAUGAAGACUUGGCUGCCUUUCACUGGAGUUUACUUGGUCCUGAGCACCCUUUAGCAUCCUUGAAGGUCCGUGCACACCAGCUUGUUCUUCCUCCUUGUGAUGUCGUCAUAAGGGCUGUAGCUGACUACGUCCGCAACCUACAAGAUGUCAAUGACCUGGAAGCUAUUUCUAAAGACGUAUUCAAGCACUCUCAGUCCAGAACCGAUGACAAACUUGUCCGUUUCAAAAAAGCAGUGGAGUAUUACGCAACCGCAAGCAGGCCUCUUCACUUCCCUCCCUAUUUGGUCAGACUAAAUCAGAUGGGAGUGCCAACAGCACCACAAAUGCUUAACAUUCCACAGACCUCCUUUCCAGGCAAACCUGGGGUGCAGCAUGGCUAUUCUGGCCCUCCACUGGCUAAACCGACUCAUGAAUUGGACCUGUCGGGUAAAGAGCUUCUAGAUCAGAACAGCUACAGCAACAUUCCUCAAGAAGGGAAGCAGCACACGCCCCUCUACGAGAGGUUGUCCCCCGUUAACACGGCUCACGGCGAUAGCUCCAACCACACGGACCCAGCCUUCUUCGCCACGUCCUCCACAUCCUCCUCCUCAGAGAACGAGGAGAACACCGCUUCCACUGCCAAUCAUGUGAGUGAUCAUAAGGGAUGGGACAAACGAAGUAAUCAGAUGGACAACAUCCCAGAAGGAGACCAUGGGGACCAAAAUAAAUCUGAUCUUUCUGUGACAUCCCCUGUAAACCAAGGCCUGGAGGUCAGAGGUCACAUUGGGGUCAAUGCUCAGAUUCCAUCCCUCCUUUCGAUGACAACAAGGAACCAUAUGGAUAUCACGAUUCCCCCUUUACCAGUGGUGGCGCCAGAGGUGCUACGGGUCGCUGAGCACAGACACAAAAAGGGCCUCAUGUACCCGUACAUCUACCAUAUUCUCACUAAGGGUGAGAUUAAGUUAUCUGUCACCAUUGAAGAUGAAGCUAACAAAGACCUGCCCUCAGCGGUGCAACUGUACCGGCCAAUCCGUCAGUAUGUUUACGGGGUGCUCUUCAGCCUGGCCGAGGCCAAAAAGAAGGCAGAGAGACUCGCCAUGAGGAGAAAUUUUCUCCCUGAAUAUCCUACAGUGAUGGUAAAAGAAUGGGCUGCUUAUAAAGGUAAAUCUCCACACACCCCUGAACUAGUGGAGGCUCUUCCUUUCCGGGAAUGGACGUGCCCUAACCUGAAGAAACUCUGGCUGGGCAAAGCAGUGGAGGAUAAGAACCGGAGGAUGAGGGCUUUCCUGGCCUGCAUGAGGUCAGACACUCCAGCUAUGCUGAACCCUGCCAAUGUCCCGACACCUCUCAUGGUGCUGUGUUGCGUGCUAAGGUUUAUGUUACAAUGGCCAGGAGUACGAAUUUUGCGUCGUAACGAACUUGACGCUUUCCUAGCUCAAGCACUUUCUCCUAAACUUUAUGAGCCUGACCAGCUGCAGGACCUGAAGAUUGAUAACCUGGAUCCACGCGGUGUUCAGCUGGCUGCUCUUUUUAUGAGCGGCGUGGAUAUGGCGCUGUUUGCCAAUGAUGUGUGUGGGCAGCCCAUUCCCUGGGAACACUGCUGCCCGUGGAUGUACUUCGAUGGCAAGCUGCUACAGAGUAAACUCAUCCGGGCCAACGGGAACAAAGCUCCUCUCAUUGACCUCUGCGAUGGUCAGACUGAGCUCGUUGCCAAGGUAGAGAAGCUGCGUCAGAGUAUCCUGGAGGGUCUGAACUUCUCUCGGCCACCCCAUCCCCUCGCCUUCCCCCCUCCACCUCCACACACAAUGCCUUUUUACCCUCCCAACGGCACCUUCUACCCCCCACCACCUCUGCCUCCAAUGCAGGGUAGAGGCAGGGGGAUACAUGUUGGACUGCAAGCCAUCCCCUCACAGGGUGGCAAACUUGAGAUCGCAGGCACAGUGGUGGGUCAGUGGGCUGGCAGCCGUCGUGGAAGAGGAAGAGCCUCUUUUCCCAUUCAGGUGGUGUCAGUUGGUGGACCAACCAGAGGUCGACCAAGAGGUGUGAUUUCCACUCCUGUUAUAAGGACCUUUGGUCGAGGAAUCAAAUACCACAGUAGAGGUUUCAAGAAUCAAGGAUCAUACCAGAUCAAGCCUGCAUAUGCUGCCUCAGCCAGUGAAGUGAUAAAAGACAAAACGAAGCCCAAGCUGGCAACCAAAAUGCCACAUCUGAUCUCAGAAGGGUCCACGGCAGCCGAGAAUGGCCUGGAGGAUAAAGAGGCAAAGCAGCUCAAUGGGAACAAAGGGGAAAGCAGGGCUCCUAACCAACCUGAAAGUGCCUUUAGCAACGAAUCUAAAUUGUGCAAUACGAAUCCUCAUUUAAAUGCACUAAAUGUAGACAGUGAAGGCCACAGAGAUGAAGAUCUCGGGGCUGCUGUCUUAAAAACAGAAGAGUAAACCUAUUUUUAUAGAGGGGGUGAAGGUUGAUGGAAAGUUUAAGGUUAAGGAAUAUUUGGAAGAAUGGAAGGCCUACAGUGUGUGUACAUUUUUUCCUCUCCGAAAGCUAUAUAUGAGGACUGAUGAGAUUUUUGAAAUCCCUCUUCGAUAUCAGUGAGUUAAAACCACAAGUAAUGAGCUAGAGGAUACCUCUCAGUAAACAUAGACAAGUAUACAAGUUAUAUAGAGAAUUUUACCAGUUUAAUGUUGAAAGACGGUGUUCUACUUCGUCACUGAUAUUUCCUGUUUCUGACGGGUUUCAUGAAAUGAUUUACUUUCGCAAUGAAUUACAGAAACCGAAAUACUAAUUUUCAUUUGCUAAGUCUUUUAGUUUAGAAAGUUGAGAUUCAUGUUCCCUGUACUUGGCACCAUAUAUUGCCAUUUUAAUUAAGUUUGUAUUGUCACAGUAAACGCUUUCUUAUUUUUUUGUAUGUAAAACUCACAAAUGAAAAGGAGAAAAUCCAAAACACAUUUCUCACGUGUCAUCGCUGUGAGUUUACUCGUGUUGUUUUGACAUUAAGUUAGUUAGUGUUAAUACUGCAACUUAAGUUCUAAUGAUUUUAAAGUCAUACAUUAGCAAUAUAGGUAAUAUGACAAGAAAUGGUUUGAAAAAUGUCAGGAGUUGCAAAUGAACUAUUGGAAAACAUACACGUCUCUCUUUCCGUGUCAGAAAACGCCAUGCAUCGGUGAUCAACGUGGUUUCUUGAAUUUAACAUGGAACAUUAGUACAACUGCCUCGACUGAACUUUAUGCAUGGCUCUCGAUUAAAAAAAAAUCUAAUUAAAAUAAAAAGGUGUGUAGUUAUAAUGCAUGUUGUCCUAUUUCUUGCUUCAUUAAAACUACUGUGCCCAUCUUCAAAAUUAAAAAAGGCUAGUAAUCAGUAAUGGUUCUAUAAAAGGUGUUAACUGUUAGUCAGUAACUGAUUUGCGCUAACUUUUUUUUUUUUGGUGAUUUAUUGACCUGUUGUAUUUACUAAAAAAAUAUAUUAUCUAGCCACUUUAAAUAUUGUUAAUCCUGGUGUAAGCAUCACUGUAUACAUUAUUGUUCUCUGUUGCUGUUUUCUGCAUUCAUACUAGCAAAUCAUCUGUGAAAAAUCAAAAUAUCCCCUUUUUUAUUAGCUCAGCAUAAGUCUGCGAAACAUUUGACCCUCCCAUUUUGAGAGUUUAGCCUAAGCAAGUAAACUUGUAAUCAUUUUGAUGUAUAAUUUUGUGUUUUCAGAAUUUACCGUACUUCUAAACGAGAAUCAUUACUUCUCCAUUUAAUCCUCCUGAUGCUUUUCAUUGCACAAUAGUGAUCAGAAAUAUGGUGUAUCCCCCUCAGUCCCCUGCCGCAAGUCUAAGUAGGUUACCUUGAUGUAAGUUGAUCGGAGUUUCUUCCUAACUCAUGGGUUGUAAAAGAAUGAACUACUGUUGGAUUUGAGUGAUUGUUGAUGGGUUGUGGUGUGAUGUAUUUGAAGGAAAUUGAAUGCAACUUACAAUGCUUAAUAA
Messenger RNA from Xyrauchen texanus (razorback sucker), 4969 nucleotides. RefSeq names its product constitutive coactivator of PPAR-gamma-like protein 1. The record is from RefSeq and is a predicted model, not a curated record. The transcript is spliced from 17 exons. Gene Ontology annotation, cellular component: nucleus. The coding region runs from base 291 to 3443 and encodes 1050 amino acids. NCBI's taxonomy places the organism in Eukaryota, Metazoa, Chordata, Actinopteri, Cypriniformes, Catostomidae.